This is a messenger RNA of Cladocopium goreaui, 5691 nucleotides long. The record is from the annotation of a GenBank genome assembly. Lineage: Eukaryota; Dinophyceae; Suessiales; Symbiodiniaceae.
AUGGGGCCUUGGUUCCGCGCUGGAGCGAGCCGAGGGAGCCCACCCUUGGUGAGCCCUGGGGACACGGUGGAGCUGGAGGUCUUCGAUGACGCUGGCAACCCCCAGGGCUCUAUCCUCUUGGGCAUCCACAGUGUCAAGGCUGGGCACAACCAAGGACGGCUGGUGGAAGCUACGUUUCUGGGAGCUUCGGACGUUUACUUCCAUUGGUGGAUGAACGAAGAAGAAGGGUCACCACCCAAAGACAAGGGUGAGUAUCACUUGUGCGGGGUGCCGGUUAAGGAGUGCCCUGAGGACAAAAGUCGCCCCACCAUGGUGCAUGGAGAGCGCUACCGGGUCCUUGGCCGCGACAUUUUGGGGCCAAAGCAGGUCCCUUGGUUGAAGGACCGCCACAUCUAUGACGGGUACAUGCUGGCUCGUGGUAAGUUUGAGGCUCUACGAGGGCAAGCUGGAGUCAUAAAGAAGCCUGCUGGCGCCCCCCGCACUGAGGCCACCGCACACUGGGGGCCUGAAGAUAAGGAGACCAGUGACGAAGAAGCAGCGGGCUCAGGAGCCGAUGAUUCCGAGAGUUCAAGUGAUGACGAGGACAUGAAGUCGCGCAUCAAACAACUUCGUGCUGAGCUCAAGAAGGCUGAGGGUGACGCUGCUGACCGGCGCAAGAAGCGUCGAGAAACCAAGAGGGUCACCCGUGGCAAGGCUGCGGAGGCAGGAAAAUCUAAGAAGCAGGAUAAGAAGAAGAACAAAAAGAAGGAAGCUGCUGACAGCGAUCAUGACGUUGGUGACCGGUCUAAGGCGGACCCACCAAAAAAGAAGAAGAAGAAACGCAAAGACAAGGCCACUGGGUCGAAACGCAAGAAGAAGGGAUCCAGUGGUUCUGGGAGCAGUGAUGAUAAGCCCAAGGGCAAAAAGAAGAAGCGUAAAAGUCACCCGGAGGAGUCCGGAGAUAGUUCCAGUGAAGAGACAGCCGACGAGCUCUUCCAGGCCAAGCCUCGAGCGGCUGUGAAGGAGAAGACAGGAGAUCAAGACAGAGGUCCCUUUGGAGGUGGGCCACCUGUGGACUUUGGUGACGAGGACGAUGACUCUUCUGAAGAGGGUUCAGUUUUUCAGAAAGGCCUCUCCGCGACCAUGAAAAGCAGCCAGCAAAAGUUGCUGGCGUACACCAACAAGUUUCCCGGACGACUGGCGUGCAGGAUGUUGAUGAAGAUGGAACAAGCCUGCGCCAGGGGAGCGGAGGGGCCGAACAGCUCAGUGAGAAACAAGACACCGGUGGUCGCCAUGAAUCACGUGCUGACCAUCUUGAUACCAAGCUUGGGGGCCAAGGUGGGGCUCCGAUCAACGCGGGAGCUCAAGACGCUUGGGCGCAUCCUGGACCUGUUAGCAGGAGGCUGCCCAUCCAAAGCCGCGGACGUAGUAGCCCAGCGGAUCAAGGCGGUGGAAAGGGCUACACACGAGUCCCACUGGGGGGCGGCGCAAUUCCUGGAGCUUCUCCCCCCAGAAAACUCGAUGUUGUUGGAGAAGGACGAAGAGAUGUUCGUCACAAAGGAGUGGCUGCUGGAACAAAAGCUUCGCAGCUACGAUCGUCGCGGUCCCGGCCGAGACGGCGAAGGAAAAGGGAAGGCCAAGGGCGCAAAAGGAAAGAACAAGGACAAGGACAAGUCCGAUCGGCCAGCAUGGGAAAAGAACGACAAAGGCGGGAAGAAGCAGGAGGAGUGGGGCAAACCUUUGCAAGACUUCAUGGAAGAGAAGCGGACGCCGGUGGAGCUGAUGGCAUGGGUCCGCGAUCUGAUACCAUUGGGGCCUCCAGUUUUGUCACCAGCCCAAGAGCUGAUGGUCACCCGUCUCCACGAGGCGGUGAAGCGGUUUGAGGCCAAAGGUGGGCUCAUGGAACCGUUUGCGAAAUGCAAGCAGGCGGUUGGGAGUGUCCGCUUCGACUAUGGCGGUGAGCCCAUACAAUACAUGGAGGUGCUGGUGGCGGAAAAAGUCAUCCCUUGUUGGCCUCAACCAGGCGAGGCUGCAGUGCAAGACGCCCUGGACUUUGUGCCACCGGAAGUUGCUGAAUGGCUGAGCAAUCCCCGGGCUUGUUUGCUGCCCCAGGGAGCCUGGCCUGAGAAACCGCCCAUUAGUAGGGUGAGAGCCUCGGAUGCUGAGUGGGACGCUAUUGUUCGAGCCGGUGUGGCCCGAGGAAUGAUGGCUGAGGUCCCUGAGUCAAAGCUUUUCCGGGAUCACAAUGGUCACCCAGUCCUGAAUGGGGCUGGAGGAGUCAGGAAGGUUAAGCAGGUUGGUGGAGAAGAGAAGCUGUUGCAGCGCUUCAUAUCGAUUCUGGUUCCAUCAAACACCUACCAGCUGCAUAUGCCUGGGCAUGACUGCCACUUGCCCUAUCUGGGACAAAUGGCCAUGAUGCAGGUCGACGAGGAUGAGGAGGUCCUGAUCGAUAGCGAAGACCUGACAAGUUGCUUCAACUUGUUCAGACUCCCUGAUGAGUGGUUGGGCUAUAGUGCCUUUGCAAAGCAAGUCAGUGGAGCGGUCUUUGGCCGGGCUGAGUCUGAGCGCGCCUUCGUGGGCAUGCGGGUUGUUCCAAUGGGCUGGAUCAACAGCGUAGCCCUGAUGCAGACCGUGGUGCGUACCCUGGUCUUCAGCAUGAGUGGUAUCCCGGAGGCGUCGGAAGUCUCGAAGUUGAAGUGGUUUCCCGCGGACGAUUCUGUGUCCGUGGUGUACCUGGACAGCUACGACGAGCUUCGCAAGGUGAAGGCUGGGUGUCGUGCUGUCCUGGAAGGGAGCCCAUCGCAUCGACACCAGCGGUUUGUGAACACCUGCAAUGGCUUGAACCUUCCACUCAACGAAGGAAAACGUUUGGUUGGCGCAGUACAAGGCAGUCUACAAGGGGGUGACAUCGAUGGAAUCACUGGCACCUUUGAAGCGUCGCAUGACAAAAAGGUGAGCAUCCUGGAGUUGGGUGCCGCGCUGUUGGGGUCAGGCAAGACCUCGGAGUUUGAACUGCGCCACUUCGUGGGUAAGGUCAUUUUUGCCAUGGCCUUCCGGCGCCCUUCCAUGUCGAUCCUGGAGAAGAUUUUUGUGGACAUUGGACGGGCCAUGAAAGGGCCUAUCACCCUCUCGCGGCAAGCCGUGGAUGAGGUGUACAUGUCGAUGGCCCUUCUCCCGGUCUUGUUCAUGAACCUACGGGCGGUGUUUGACCGGGAAGUCACAAUCACUGACGCUUCCCCGACGGGUGGAGGAGCCGGCGUGGCUCGGCAGUUCAAGAGGCCCCCAGACACCAUCAGACCGCAUGGGCGACGCUGUGAGCAAUGUGAGCGUGACCUGGAGGACUCACGGAUUUACCCCUGUCCAGCAGGGUGCUGCGCCAUCUUGUGCUGCCUCAAGUGCAUCGAUCAACAUCGAGGUGGUGACUGCCGACGGAAGCUGUACGCUGUGCCCAAGUUUGGCGAGCGCUUCUCUGGCCCGAAUGCGCCGCUGUCCCACGCAGUGGCGCGGACUGGAGGGAUCGAGGUGCAGCCCCCCUUUGACCUUCUGCGAGGAGAUGAUUUCUUCUCUGAAGAGGGAAAGCAGAAGCUUGCUGAACUCGAAGGAAGGCCGGUGGUUUUGGAGGAUGGGACAACAGUUCCUGGACCGCAGCCGGUGCGUGAUGCCCACCAUGUGAUGGGCUUCCCCUGGGUAUCAACCCAGACGAAGAUCGAUUUGCGGAAGUCCAACAGCAUGGCCUUGAGAGGCCUGCGGAGGGCACAUGGUCCCUUUGGCGAGCGGCGCUACCUGACGGUGGAGCAUCCUUACAACAGCUGGCUGUGGUGGUUUUCUCUGGUUGAAGAGCUGACCCGAGGAGAGUUCACCUACGCCGUCGGGUCCAACUGCUGUUGGGGCGGCGAAAGAGAGAAGUGGUACGCCCUUUUGAACAACUCACCGGAGAUUCAAGCCGAGCUCCACCGCCCAAACUGCCCCGGGCAUGAGGGGCUGCGCGGUUAUGGUGCUGAGCGCCAAGCUGAUGGAAGCCUCCGGUUUGCCACCGCAGAUGAGGCCGAGUACAAGGUUGAGUGGUGCAAUGCCUAUGCCAGGGGCUUGAGGCGCCAGGUGGACACUUGGAUCCAACGGUCGCUGCUGGACGGAAGAUGCAGGGUGCUGAAGCAAGAGUUAGAGAAGUCCACAUCGCGCUUGAGCGUCCCGGCAGUCGCCAACAUGGUCGCCAACGAGUUGGUCACCCUGGAGGUCAACAUGGUGCCAGGGCAUGAGGCCAUUCACCUGCGUGAGAUGGCGCAGAGAUUGAGUAUACGGGGCUCCGAUUUGAGGCUCCAUCUGGGCGACGAGAACCUCGAAGUCCCGUACCCUGCUUACAGAUGGUACUGGGAGGAGGUGAUGAGUUAUGCCUGGAAAGAAGAAAGGCAUAUGAAUGAAGGUGAAGUAGCAGCGUUCAACAUCAUGCUGAAGAGGAGGGCCAAGGACCCGUCGAAGCAUGAAAUGAGGUAUAUGGCGGUGGUCGACAGCCUCGUCACCAGAGGGGCUGUCAGCAAAGGGCGCAGUCCCUCGAAAGGACUGAACAGGCUCCUCAAGCAGACCGCGGCCUUUACAUUGGGCUCCGACCAAUACCCCUUGCCGGCUUGGACAAUUUCAAGGUUACCCCUCCGCUCACAGAAGCAGCUUGACUUUGCGGUGGGUGAAUACAUCAAUGCCCUUUUCCAGGUCCUCGUUUUUGAGGACAAAUUCGUGCAUGCUUUGGCUGUUACCGUGCUGUCGGCACGUGCCCCCCGGGACUUCCUUUGGCCAUCUUCUCCCGGGCAAUUCCGUCUCUUUUGGUAUGCGAAGUGGACCUUAAAAGGGGUCUCACUACUCAAGCGUCUUCGACAGGUGGUCAAGAGCUUGCCCGAGAUUCAACGGGAAAAGCGCGGUCUGGCGCAGGAUGAGAGUCUCCGCCCAGCCGAAAAGCUGAAGGAGAAGGAUUUGGAUAUAUCAGCGCUGCUCUCCAUGGAUGGUGGCCACCGAGGGAAGUCGAACCCGUUGUUCAAGAUGCUCAUGAACAAAGGGUCAGGGGACGUGUUCCAUCCCAAGACAUCGGUGAACGCCGACAAAUGGUGUAAGAGUGAGGCCUAUCGUUUCUGUCAGCAUUACCCCGUGUGGCAACCUGAGCUGACAGAGGAUGACCGAAGGCAAGGAGAAAAAGCGGAAGCCGAAGAGAAUGCCCUGAUCGCCGAAAGAGAUCUACGUAUUUCGAUGUGCCGCAUGAUUGGAGUUCUCAUGCAGGUCAAAAGGGUUAUCAAAUCCGGCGUGGGACAACUUCGUGGCAGUCGUAUCCGGGACACCGAUGAUUUGCUGAUGGCCAUGUCUCCAGAGAAUGACGAGAAGAUCAACCGCUGUGAUGUGGCCGAUGCCAUUGUUGACCUGGGUGUUGCAAGCGACGAACAGGUGGAGGAAUUGGUGGCGCAGAUGGACACGGAGAACACGGGGCAGAUCGACCGGGAAGAACUGUUUGACGCCUUGAUAUCGCCCAAGAGCUCCGUGAAGCAGAUCUAUCGAAAGCUUCGCAACGGCAUCGCAAUGGAGAUGGCCGAUAGCUGGUUUUCGAGCGAUGCAGGAGAUCAGAGCGAGCCGACCUUAUUCGAGUCUUCGGAGGAAGCUGAUGAAAGGCCGCUGAUGCAGGCGCUGUCCCCCAGACGCAUGAGCUUGGCCUUGCCGGAGACGCCUGACAGCGUG